GAAUCAGAUUCGUGUAAAGGGGCAUCAAUGGGCAUUUAACCCUCAAAAGCGGCAUCAUCCACCUAGGCUAGUUCUGCCAUCACUCAGCUGCUGCUUUUACAAACUCAUGACGCGCUACGCGUGGAAAGUUUGUCGCUGGGGCAGGCCACUUUGACCGAGGGGGCUUCACUUUUCCCUCAGGCUUGUGUAAGGAGUCUCGUGGGCGGGUAUUCGAGAUACAACAGUGCUCAGACCGAGUCGCAGUGUUACUCCUUCCAGCAUGCGUGUACAAUAUCAAUGAUAUCUUGUUUUGUUUUUGCAGCACCGGACGCCUCGACCCAACCCUUACCCUCCCACCGCCGCCCGUAAUGUCCUCGGAAGAUGCUUCGUCACAAUCUGACGACGAGCUCUUUAACCCCGACUUCAAGCCCACCUAUGAGACAGUCGAUACUCUUUCCCUGCACCGACCCAAGAUAACUGACGAUGACUCCGACCUCGAGAGCAUGGCCACCCUGCCGGCUCACCGUCCUUCUCAAAAGCAAACUCAGCCCACGCAGUUAAUCCGUCGGUCCCCGGCCCCUAUGUCCUCUUCACCCUUGAAGGGCGGCGUGGUUCAAGUCGCUGCUUCGUCGCCGUCAACGGCGCCGAAUGCAGGCCGAAAGAGUUCUGGUUUACUGGCUAGUGCCAUGGCACCCGCUGGGACAGUCUUUAGACGACCCCAGCUUGUGUCCCAGGCUCGUUCCCAACCCAUCACGAUUGAUAGUGACGACGAGGGUCCGGUAUACGGAGGAAGCUCUUCAGACAGUGACAGACCAAGCCGAGGCAAUGACAUUAAAACAUCUACGUUUGUGCGGAAGGUCCAACCAGCGGCGGAGAAGGUACCAGAAUCGCCUGAAGGACACAACAAUAACGGGUCGAAAAACUUUGCCGAAGUCAUCGCGCAGUCGAUGUUUCGUGCCUCUCCAAGCUCAACAUCAUCUGUUGGAUCUAGUGGUAUCAAGCGUUCCGCAGAUGUAAACGCCAAUGCUUACGGCAACGCCUCGAAAAGACAACGCCAGACCGCGCCCGCUCGUGCGUUACCGAUUGUGUCGCCCAAGAAACAACCGGAAAUGGAGCUGGAUGAUAUCAGUGACUUCAAUAUGAGGCAAAAGGUCAAGCGUAUGAUGUCGAUGGUUAGUAUGCUAUCAGUACGUGAGUGCUAUGAGGUCUUGCUCUCCAAAAAGGGGCACUACGAUGAUGCUAUUAGCGAGCUCCUGCAGAUGAGCGAGACGCGACAUGAGGCUGGGAAGAAGAGUGCUAUUGAUCUGACCGGCUCCGAAGAUGAGCUGAUGCCUACGCCCGCAGCCCGAAAGUCCACAGCAAAGCCAGUAACACAGCAGCCUAAAGUACCCAAGAAAACCAUCAUGGAAAAAUGGGGCUCGACCCAGAAUGUCAAGAAAACAAAGGCUAUUGACGUUUUUGACACACCGCCGCCGCAAAAGAAGAGGACUCUUGUACGAGGACGGAGGCAUUCUUCUCCUCAAACAGGAGAAGGAGAGAUCGCGAAACCCAAGGCCAAGCCUGUCACAGUCGUCGACUCUGAUGAGUCUGAUGCAGCACAUUCUGCCGCGCGCUCAGACUACGAAGCUGAAACGACUUUCAAUUCUCGCUUACUCGAGCUUUUCAAUACCUGCACUGCCGCUGACUUGACUGAUACCGCAUCGAUAUCUCGGGAAAUGGCUGAACAUCUUGUCACGAAACGGCCUUUCAAGUCCCUCGACGAUGUUAGAAAGAUACAGGAUCCCAAGCUGAAGCCGACCAAAGGUCGCAGAAAGGUCAAUGCUAUUGGUGAGAGGAUCGUUGACAAGGUCGAAACGAUGCUUACGAGCUACGAAGCCGUGGAUUACCUGGUCAAGAAAUGUCAAAGUCUGGCUAAGCCUUUGGCGGAUGAGAUGGAAGCUUGGGGUGUCAAUAUAUACGGCUCGCAAAGUGGAGAAAUGGACAUGGUAUCUUUACGGGACACACUGCGCUCCAGCCACGAUUCCGGCAUUGGAACGCCCGUGAGUGACGACGAUCACGACGUCGUCAAGAAAAAGAACCCAAAGAAUUUUAUAACCCAGCCAUCGAUCAUGUCCAGCGACAUACAAAUGAAGGAUUAUCAGAUUGUUGGCAUCAACUGGCUGAAUCUGUUGUACCAGAAGGAAUUGAGUUGUAUCCUUGCCGACGACAUGGGCUUGGGAAAAACCUGCCAGGUUAUUGCCUUUGUUGCACAUCUCUUUGAGCAAGGUCGAACUGGGCCGCAUCUUAUUGUCGUACCUGCAGCCACUCUCGAGAAUUGGCUGAAAGAAUUCAAGCGCUUUUGUCCAGCAUUGAAUGUCCAACCAUAUUAUUCGACAAAUCCUUCCGAGCGUGUUGAAUUGAGGGAGUAUCUCGAGGAUUCCCGCGAUGAUGUCAAUGUUAUUGUCACCACAUACACUCUUGCCAAGGGUAAAGAAGACUUUCCCUGGUUGAAGACUUUUGGAUUCGAUUGUACCGUCUACGAUGAAGGUCAUAUGCUGAAGAACGCUGACUCGCAAGUUGCGAGCAAAUUGGUGAAGAUUCGGUCGAACUUCCGCUUGUUGCUCACUGGAACACCCCUUCAAAACAAUUUGAAAGAGUUGAUAAGCUUGCUAGGCUUCCUGAUGCCCAAUCUGUUCAAAGAAAAGGCUGAAGAGCUGACAAGCAUCUUCUCACACAGCGUCAAGGCUAUGGACGGCAACCACGAGGCCUUGUUGUCGGAACAGAGGAUUAAAAGGGCAAGGAGUAUGCUCACGCCAUUCAUCCUGCGGCGCAAAAAAUAUCAGGUCUUGAAAGAUCUCCCCAAGAAAGAGCGACGAGUCGAGCUUUGUGAUAUGACGCCAGAACAAUCCGAGAUCUAUCAGAUGUGGCUCGAAAAGGCAUACAGCAUCCGGGAACAGAAAGAGAAAGGAGAGAACGUCACAAACGAAUCGACCAAUAUCCUGAUGAAGUUGAGGCUGGCUGCCAUACAUCCACUUCUCUCCCGUCGUGUGUACCCGGACAAGAUUCUGCCAGUGAUCGCAAAGCAAUGCUUAAAGGCCGAUCAAUUUAGGGAGUCUAACCCCGAUCUCAUUGUCACCGAGCUCAAAGCUUACUCUGACAUGGAAAUACACACCCUAUGUGAUGAGCAUCGAGCUCUCGAGCGGUUUGUGCUGAACAACGGCGAAUGGAUGGCCAGUGGCAAGGUUCAGAAGAUGGUCGAACUACUUCGCAAAUUCAUGUCAGAAGGUCACAGAACACUAAUCUUCAGCCAAUUCGUCAUGGUUCUUGAUAUUCUGGAGCUGGUGCUGGAACGCGAAGCGAUCGACUAUUUCAGGCUGGACGGGACGACCAGAGUAUCUGAAAGACAGGAUUUGAUCGACGAAUUUUCUGCAGACGACAAUCACACACCGGUCUUCAUGCUCAGCACCAAGGCAGGUGGAGCCGGUAUCAAUCUUGCAAAAGCCAACAAAGUGAUUGUUUUUGACAGCGGCUUCAACCCACAGGAUGACAUCCAGGCCGAAAAUCGAGCACACAGAAUCGGACAGCUGAAAGAAGUUGAGGUCAUCAGAUUAGUGUCCCGCGGCACCGUGGAGGAGCAGAUACAUGCAAUGGGUCUGACGAAACUCAAACUUGAUGAACAGGUUGCUGGCGAUGGUUCGGAAGAGCAGCCACCGAAGAAAGAGGGUGAAGAGAGCGAAACGGAGACCGAGGGUCGCAAUAUCGUGGAGGCAAUGUUCUUCAACAAGCUGAAUCAUGAGUCUAUUGAGCAGGUUAAGGCUGAAGUCGUGAGCCCUGUCAAGAAGAAAGUGCCUGCACCUGCGGGAAUGUCUGAAAGUGACGGUGCCACUCUGGAAGGUCAUGACUCGGCAUGCGUCAAAAGUGAAGACGCUGAAAUUGUCGGUCUACCAAGUCGAACGAAGGAACGUGGUAUGACAGAGGAGUGACCAGCUCCGUGCUGAACAUCUACUGUGUGUGUUGGAUAUGCUUUGCGAUGUUGGAAAUGCCAUGCACAGGAGGUCGCUGAUGGUGAGUGUCCGUGUUGUGAAUACGGCACCACCUUGUUACAAAAACAUGGAUAAGAAUCAGUCGUCCCCUGAGGCAAUUUCA
Exophiala viscosa is the source of this 4104-nucleotide messenger RNA. Its product is annotated as adenosinetriphosphatase. The transcript has a single exon. Gene Ontology annotation, cellular component: nucleus. The coding region runs from base 348 to 3941 and encodes 1197 amino acids. Lineage: Eukaryota; Fungi; Ascomycota; Eurotiomycetes; Chaetothyriales; Herpotrichiellaceae. Gene Ontology annotation, molecular function: chromatin binding; ATP-dependent chromatin remodeler activity; ATP binding. The record is from RefSeq and is a predicted model, not a curated record.